Trichobilharzia regenti is the source of this 1474-nucleotide messenger RNA. Lineage: Eukaryota; Metazoa; Platyhelminthes; Trematoda; Strigeidida; Schistosomatidae. The record is from the annotation of a GenBank genome assembly.
UAAUAAUCAUUUGAGUAGCUUUUCUGAAGGAUUGAUAUUUUCAGAUUUUCAAAGAAUGUCUUUGAAAGUGUUGUUAACGACAGUCUACUUGGUUUUCGUCUUUCUCUGUAACAAUCAAGUGACAUCGACUGGUAUUCACAGCCUUCGUUAUUAUGGCUAUAAUACACCAAUGGAGGUUGAACGCAGAUAUGAUGCAGAUUUAUUUUUGAAGGGAACAGAAACCUCACCGAAUAAUAUCACUGGGGUGACGACAAACGAAGCAGUUAACAAAUCAUCAAAGAAUAUACGGUUACCACAAACUGUAUUUCCACGCUUCUAUGAUCUACAGCUUCAAGUUCAUAUUCAUGGAAAUGCAGAUACUAAAGACUCCUAUUUUAAUGGAUCUGUCACCAUAGAGAUUCAGUGUUUAGCAGCAACUGCAGAACUCUUUAUUCAUGCUUAUCCCAAUCUUAAUGUCAGUAGGGAUCAAAUCAAAAUAUUUUCAGACGAUAAGGAAGAUUCAAAGAAGACGGAAAUUCCAAUACAGACGAUAUCCUACGAUAAAGAUGCUGAAUGGUACCAUAUACAGUUAAAAGAUGCACUACAACCCAAUGCAAGUUAUAAACUGAUAUUUGGUCAAUUUAAUUCUUCACUAAACUACGAACCGGUAGGAUUUUAUCUGAGUCGAUAUGCAGAAAAUGGAACUUAUAAGUACUUAGCAAGCACACAGUUUGAGCCAACAUAUGCAAGACGUGUAUUUCCUUGUUGGGAUGAACCUGGAUUUAAGGCCGUGUUUCAGUUUACUGUCUGGGCAAGACCAGAGAAAAUUGAAUCAGCCAGGUAUGCUUUGGAUAUCGGUAGAAGAAUUCUUACAUACUUUGAAGAUUACUUUGGAGUUCCUUACCCACUUCCAAAAAUGGAUAUGGUUGCACUUCCCAACUUUAAGGCUCACGCAAUGGAAAACUGGGGUCUAAUAACAUUUAUAGAAAGUUCACUGUUGUGGGAUCCGUAUACUGGUUCAGCUGCAUCGAAGGAAUGGGUGACAGUUGUUAUUAUUCAUGAAUUGGCUCAUCAAUGGUUUGGUGACUUAGUGACGAUGAAGUGGUGGAACAACCUCUGGUUAAAUGAAGGUUUUGCAAGUUUUCUUGAAUACACUGGUACAGACUUUGUUCAACCACAUUGGAAAUACGAUGAACGAUUCAUAUUUACCGAUUUGCAAAGAGCAAUGAUCUCAGAUGCCUCCAUCAAAUCUCAUCCUGUUAUUAAUUCAGCUAAAUCUCCAGACGAGAUCGAGGACAUUUUUGAUCCAAUAACAUACAGUAAGGGUGCUUCGUUAAUCCGGAUGAUGAAGUCAUUUCUUGGAGAUGAUGUCUUCUUAAAUGGCUUGAAGAUCUACUUACAAGAAAACAAAUAUAAAAAUACGGACGAAGAAGAUCUAUGGAAGGCGUUGGAUCGUGUAAGUCUCUGCUUUCAAAUAACUAACAACUUACAGUAA